AUGGAUUCGCUGGGAAACCAUCAAGGAGGUCAUAACAUCAACGAUUUUGAGUUGCAAGACUUCAUAGAUGAUGCAAACUUUGGUCAAUUCAUUGAUAUUAUUCGCGGUGACGGUGAAGAUCCAGCGGCUAAUUUUGAUCCUGACCUUAUGAUGAAUGGCUGCUUUGAUGAUUAUAACCUGUUUGGUCAAGCUGGUUCUACUACUCCACCAGUUCUUAUGUUUGGUUUUAAUGAUGCAAUUGUACCCGAUCCAACUACUUCUUUGUUUGCUACAUCACCAAAUUUUGAUGGAGAAAUGAAAGGCGGGGAAGAAGAGUACUAUAAUGACGGGGAAGAUUCGUCUGGAACAACCACAACCAUGACAACAACGAAGAGGCAAAAGGUUGACCGGUCGCGGACUUUGGUGUCGGAGAGGAAGAGGAGGGGGAGCAUGAAGGAAAGGCUAUAUGCAUUGCGGUCUUUAGUUCCUAACAUAACCAAGAUGGAUAAGGCCUCCAUUGUUGGAGAUUCUGUAUUGUAUGUACAAGACUUGCAACAGCAGGCUAAGAAGUUGAAAGCUGAGAUUGCAAGCCUUGAAGCAUCCUUAGCCGGAGCAGAUGAUCGAGACGGACAUCUGGAAGGAUCAACCAAACCUAAUAAAGAUUCAAACAAUGACCAGUUCGUUUCUAAGGGCAUCCUUCAGAUAGACGUGUCUCAAGUGGAGGAAAAAGGGUUUUAUGUGAAGGUGGCAUGCAACAAGGGAGGAGGAGUAGCCAUAUCACUUUACAAGGCACUUGAAUCCCUAACAAGCUUCGAUGUUCAAAGUUCUAACUUGAACACAGUUUCAGCUGACAGAUUUGAAAUCACAUUUGCUUUGAAUGUAAAGAAAUGCGAGCAGGACGUCGUCAACCUGCCAAAUUUGAAACUUUGGGUCACGGGUGCUUUUCUUAAUCAAGGUUUUAAAUUGGCUUCUGGAUUCUCAGCCUAAUCUCUCUCAUAUGCAUGUAUGUUGUAAUCUGAGUAUUUAAAUUAACCCAAGUUUCCAUAUAAAGCAGAAUGUAACAAAAAGGUCUAGUUAUAUAAGUUUCUACUU
This is a messenger RNA of Malus domestica (apple), 1071 nucleotides long. Its product is annotated as transcription factor FER-LIKE IRON DEFICIENCY-INDUCED TRANSCRIPTION FACTOR. Gene Ontology annotation, cellular component: nucleus. NCBI's taxonomy places the organism in Eukaryota, Viridiplantae, Streptophyta, Magnoliopsida, Rosales, Rosaceae. Gene Ontology annotation, biological process: regulation of DNA-templated transcription. Gene Ontology annotation, molecular function: sequence-specific DNA binding; protein dimerization activity; DNA-binding transcription factor activity. The record is from RefSeq and is a predicted model, not a curated record.